Closterium sp. NIES-65 is the source of this 2631-nucleotide messenger RNA. The record is from the annotation of a GenBank genome assembly. Lineage: Eukaryota; Viridiplantae; Streptophyta; Zygnematophyceae; Desmidiales; Closteriaceae.
AUGGCUCUCAAGUUUUACGAGGAAUGCCCGUGCUCAACUCCCCCCAUCUCCCUCGCGCAACGAAUUCGCAGCUUCGCAUGGCUGACGAAGCAUCACCCUCGCCCGUCCGAGCUCUACAUAUCUCUCGAAACUGCACCUCCCCGACUCUUUUGCUCCCUCUUACACUCCUGCCUUAUCCCUUGCCUCUCCUCCCUCACUUCUGUCGAUCUCGACUUCUCCCGACGCCUCCCCUCCCCGCCGUGCCUUCUCUUCUCCCUCUCUCAAGCGCCGCGCCUCGAGUCGCUUACUCUUAUCCAUGCCAUCGAAUGGACGGCAGGCGGAAUGCAUGAGGUGGCGCGGCAUGGCGGAAAUGACUCAGUGCUGGUGGCGCAGAUGUGGGAGCUGAUUUCAGUCAUGGAGGACAAAAGUCAGGAUGACACGGACAGGCCAUUUCCUGUGUUGUCUCGCCUCGAUCUUUCGCUCCCCGUCUGCUCGCCUCUCGUCCUCCGCUUCAUCUCCUGCCUAUCUGCCCAGCUUCACACCCUCUACCUCGUCGCCUCUGCAAAUCACUUUGCUGCUCAGGAGGGCGAAGAGGGCGCUGAAAACGGUACGGGGAACGCGGACGGGUGGAGGGGGCGUGAGAGGGACAUGCACGGAGGAAUUACUUAUUCUUUAGACCUCCCACUAGCCACUGAUGUCAUAUUGGACAAGAUCAACUGCUCCAUCUCGCUCUCCGCCCCUCGUCUCUCCGACCUCGGGUUUUACUGGCAUACCCGCCACUCCCGCCUGCUCCUGCUCCCCACCUGCCCUGCGCACCUGACAGCUCUCUUCCUUAAUACCAAGUGGGCCUGCCCCUGGGGGUUGCACGCGCCUCACCUCACGUCGCUUGAGUCCCUUUGCACCAACAUGCAUCCAGAGCAGGCGGCAUGCCUCCCGCCUGGUGUGAUAGCGACCGUAAAGCAAGGGGAGGAGGAGGAACGAGUAGAGGAAGAGCCGUCUUCCAUCACCCCUCCGCCCGUGGCGGAAACUUGUUCCGCGGACCUGAGCGCCGUACCCGCCGACGUGUGGGUGCGCAUCGCAAAUGCAGCGGCGGAGAGAGAAGAGUGCGUCUGCUCGUGGCCGCUCCUGCCGUGCGCCAUCGCCAUGCCGUGCGUGCGACGCGCAUUAUCAGCGAGCAACGAGCCUCUUUGCUUCGAAGAAGACUGUCAGUGUCCGCCCCCCGCCGUCUCCCUCGCUCAGCGAAUCCGCAGCUUCGCAUGGCUGACCAAGCAGCACAAAAGCCCUUUGGAUUUCAUUAUCGCUAUCAAUGAAGCGCCUCCCCGCCUCGUCUCCUCCCUCAUGCGCUCCUGCCUCUUCCCCUCCCUCUCCACCAUCACCUCCUUCGAUCUCUAUCUCCCCCGAAGCCUCCCCUCCCAUCCGCGCCUCCUCUUCUCCCUCUCGCAAGCGCCGCGCCUCGAGUCGCUUUUUAUUCAGCAUUGCGGUGCAGCGGACAGCGAGAGCGCGGCUCCAAAUCACCAGUGCAAUGAUCCCGUGAUGGUGGCCGAAAUGUGGGAAAUGGUUUCAAUCAUGGAGGAGAAGAACCCGGAUGACACGGCCAGGCUGUUUCCCGUGUUGUGUCGCCUCGACCUCUCCCUCUCCGCGUGCUCGCCUCUCGUCCUCUGCUUCGUCGCCUGCCUCUCCUCGCAGCUUCACUCUCUUGAUCUCGCGGCUGACGAUCAGUUUGCGGCACAGGAGGGCGAAGAGGGCCCUGAAAUCGGCGAGGACCCACGGGAGAGGGACGUGGACGGACGAACGCCCUUCUCUCUUCACCUCCCGCUGGCCACUGAUGUCAGACUCGGUUGUCUCAAAUGCUCUAUCUCGCUCUCCGCCCCUCGCCUCUCCUCCCUCAAGUUUCGAUGGCAGUGCCGCCACUCCCGCCUGCUCCUGCUCCCCACCUGCCCCACGCACCUCUCAUCUCUCUUCCUUACCACAGACCCGACCUGUCCCUGGGCGUUGCAUGCACCUCACCUCACCUCGCUCCACUCCCUCUGCACCGACAUGGAUCCAGAGCAGGUGGCAUGCUUUCCGCCGGGUGUGAUAGAGACCGUCAAGGUCCUAGAGUGGAGAUGCCCUAUGGAUUUCCGGUCGCUGGAUCUGAGUGUUUGGCACGGCCUGUGUUGUCUCCACGCUGUAGGCUGGGGCCCUGUACCUCUCGGCUUGUCGAAGCGGUCUUGGAGGCGGACGAGAGAGUCGAGGAGUGGGGAGCAGCCGCAGCGGGACGACAUCAUGUGGCCCUUCGGCUCUUCCGACAAGCAGCAAGCUCUGCCUCUGCGCCACGAGGGGGGGAGGUCGUACUACGACGUGCAGCCUGGCGAUAACCUGACAAAGAUUGCCGGCCAGCUGGGAAGCACCGUGGAGAUCCUCAUGCAGGCCAAUGCACUCCGCUCAGACCUCUUGCACCCCGGCCAGAGCCUCUGGGUUCCGCGCACAUACACCAUCGCCAAGGGUGACACUCUGUAUGCCAUAGCGCGUAUGCAUGGAACAACAGUGGAUGCAAUUAUGCAGAUCAACAACAUCCAAGAUGCAAACUUGAUUCAUGCAGGUGAAGUAUCAUUGGAUAUGUUUUCCCGCACAUCCCCUCUUUCUAUGAUCUACCUCUCUAUGCUCCUCUGA